Molecule: messenger RNA, 2765 nt
Organism: Lutra lutra (Eurasian river otter)
Lineage: Eukaryota; Metazoa; Chordata; Mammalia; Carnivora; Mustelidae
Gene: SLC13A1
Product: solute carrier family 13 member 1
Exons: 16
Coding region: 26-1804 (592 amino acids)
Biological process (GO): monoatomic anion transmembrane transport
Cellular component (GO): membrane
Molecular function (GO): sodium:sulfate symporter activity
Source: RefSeq, a predicted model, not a curated record
UACUUUCAGUCUCCUACUCAGGACGAUGAAAGUCCUUACUUAUAUUUUAGUUUAUCGCCGGUUUCUCCUUAUAGUUUUCACUCUGUUGGUUUUACUGCCGUUGCCAGUCAUCAUUCGCACCAAGGAAGCAGAAUGUGCCUACACACUCUUUGUCAUUGCCAUAUUUUGGCUUACAGAAGCUUUGCCUCUAUCAAUAACAGCUUUACUGCCUGGUUUAAUGUUUCCACUUUUUGGGAUCAUGACUUCUAAGAAGGUGGCAUCUGCUUAUUUCAAAGAUUUUCAUCUACUGUUAAUUGGAGUCAUCUGUUUAGCAACAUCAAUAGAAAAAUGGAAUUUGCACAAAAGGAUUGCCCUGAGAAUGGUGAUGACGGUGGGUGUGAACCCAGCAUGGCUGACACUGGGAUUCAUGAGCAGUACCGCCUUUUUAUCCAUGUGGCUUAGCAACACCUCCACGGCUGCCAUGGUGAUGCCCAUCGUUGAGGCUGUGGCACAGCAGAUCAUCAGCGCCGAAGCCGAGGUCGAGGCCACUCAGAUGACUAGUAUCAGUGGAUCAGUCAACCAUGGACUGGAAAUUGAUGAAGUUGUUGAAACAAAUGAGAAGAAAGAGAAACCAAUACCAGUUCCAGGAUACAGUAAUGAUGCAGGAAAAAUUUCAAGCAAGACAGAGCUGGAAAAGAACUCAGGCGGGGGAACCAAGUAUCGAACAGAGAGGGACCACAUGAUGUGUAAACUUAUGUGCUUGUGUAUUGCUUACUCUUCUACCAUUGGAGGAUUGACAACCAUCACCGGCACUUCUACCAACUUGAUCUUCGCUGAGCAUUUCAAUAUGCGCUACCCUGACUGUCAUUGCAUUAACUUUGGAUCAUGGUUCAUGCUUUCCUUCCCGGCUGCUAUUAUUAUUCUGUUAUUGUCCUGGAUCUGGCUUCAGUGGCUUUUCCUAGGAUUCAAUUUUAAGGAGAUGUUCAAAUGUGGCAAGACCAAAACCGCCAAACAAAAAGCUUGUGCUGAGGUGAUUAAACAAGAAUACCAAAAACUUGGGCCACUGAGGUAUCAGGAAAUUGUGACCUUGGUGCUCUUCAUUGUAAUGGCUCUGCUGUGGUUUAGCCGAGAUCCUGGAUUUAUUUCUGGUUGGUCUGCACUUUUUCCCAAGUAUCCUGGUUUUGCUACAGAUUCAACUGUUGCCUUACUUAUAGGAAUCCUAUUCUUUCUUAUCCCAGCUAAGAAAUUGACUAAAACUACACCUACAGGAGAAAUUGUUGCUUUUGAUUAUUCACCACUGAUUACUUGGAAAGAAUUCCAGUCAUUCAUGCCCUGGGACAUAGCCAUUCUCGUUGGUGGAGGGUUUGCCUUGGCAGACGGCUGUGAGGAGUCAGGACUAUCUAAGUGGAUAGGAAAUAAAUUAUCUCCUCUAGGCUCCUUACCAGUAUGGCUAAUCAUUCUGAUAUCUUCUUUGCUUGUCACAUCUUUAACAGAGGUAGCCAGCAAUCCAGCUACCAUUACCCUUCUUCUCCCUAUAUUAUCUCCAUUGGCUGAAGCCAUUCAAGUGAACCCUCUUUAUAUUUUGUUACCUUCUACUCUGUGUACUUCAUUUGCAUUCCUCCUUCCAGUAGCAAAUCCGCCCAAUGCUAUUGUUUUUUCCUAUGGCCAUCUAAAAGUUAUUGAUAUGGUUAAAGCUGGACUUGGUGUUAACAUUGUGGGUGUUGCUGUGGUGAUGCUGGGCAUGUCCACCUGGAUUGGGGCUAUGUUUGACCUCUCUACUUACCCUUCCUGGGCUCCACCAAUCAGUAAUGAGACUAUGCCAUGACAAGCAUGAAUCCUAUGACUGACUGUUGUACGGAAACACCCAAAACCUGAUGUCAUAACCCAGAGUUCACAAUCCCUUUGAGAUGUAACCAAAGAGCAUCUACAUGCCUUUACCAAGAAGCCCACAGCUGAGAUUUUGCUCAUGGACCAUAUGCAUCCUACUUCAACAUAAGAGUAAUCUAUUACAUGACCAUCAAAGAGAUUAGGUGAUUUGCUUCAUUUUACAGUUUGGGUUUGAUGUAGCAUUUCAAACAUCAAUUUAUUAUUUUAGAAACUUCCCAUAGAAAUAGGAAAUAAAAUAUACCGAUUAAUUAGGUACUUGAAUAAAUCAUUUCUGUAGUGUUGUUGAAGGGAAUUUGUUGAAAAACCCAAAACUGUGGCCAGCUGGUGGUACAGAAAAAAGGUUUAAUCUGAUUGAAAUACACAUUCUCUCAUUUUAAAAAGUACCAGAUUAUUCUUGAUGUAUGCAUAUAGUAUGAAAAUUGAAAUUGAAUUAGUAGUUUCAAAAUUAUAGUUGAAUCCACUAAACAAAAGAAAACUCAUGGAUAAGGAUUAAUUUCUACUUGGCCCUAUGUUAGAUUAAUAUAAUUCACAUCUUUAAUAUCUCAAUGCACUAAGAAAUGCAUUUUGUAGAGCUGUGAAUAAUGCUUGCUAUGAUUUUCACCGUUAACACAGUAUAGUCAUAAAAGAAAGCUAAAUACUAUAAAACUAUUAACACAUUUAUGUGUAUGUAUAACAGUUUUGCUUAAGUAUUUAUCUUACUUCAGAAAUAUAUAAAGUCAGGGGCAUCCGAGUGACUCAUUCAGUUAAGCAUCUAACUCAAUUUCAACUCACGUCAUAGUCUUAGAGACGUGAGAUCGAGCCCCAUGGCAGGCUCCACGCUGGGCCUGGAGCUUCCUUAAGAUUCUCUCUCCCUCUCCCUUUACUGCUGCCCCCACCUCAAAAAAUAAAAAAUAAAUAAA